UAAAAAGAGAGAGAAGAGAGAGAGAGAGUUAGGUUUUUGUUUUUGUUUUUGUUUUUUUUUAAUUUGGGGAGUUCGUUCGUCGAAACCCGCCCGCGUUAUUUUUUGAGAGAGCUUCUCUGCGUCGUCUCUCUCUUUCUCGCAAAUCAAAAACCUCAACUUUCGAAAAACUUCAAUCUCCAGAAACAUUCUUCUCUUUUACCCAUUCUCUCCUUUUUUUUUUUAUUUUUUUUUGUUAAUCAUCUUCUCUCCUUCAUUGGCAAUCUCAUUGGCUAUUUUUUGUUCUCCAGGGGGGCUUACAUCUAAUAAUAAGUCCAAUGCGUUUAUAUGAGCACAAAUCUCUGGUCUCUGUUUGAUUUUGUAGCAAUAUAACCUUGAAUGAAGCCUGAAGAUGUUUGUUUGAGGCUUGAUGAUGAUGAACAAAUUUGGUUUUGGGUAUAAUAAAUCUCCAUAACCUGUUUGCUAUAUUCCCUCAAAGAACGUUAAGAGCAUACGAAAUCCUGGAUUUUUUUUUAUUUGUUUCGUUUUGAGAUUGGGGAGUUAAAAAGAAUACAACUUUGGUUCCUCACAAGAGAUUGCAUAGAAGAAAAAAAGAAGGAUUUUUUGGUAUACUUUUUUCUCUGUUUCCUUGUUUUGGAUCUUGAGAGAACAUGAGAAUGGAGUUUCCUGGCAGCUCGAAUCAGCAGCAUUUAGGUAGGGAUAGGUUCAAUGGGGAACUCGGUUGUGGUAAUAACACUCAUGAAGACAAUAUCUGUGCUCAGACAGGGGAGGAAUUUUCAAAUGAGUUUUUGAGGGAUUUUGGUGCUCAACGAAGAGUACAGGGUGGUGGUGGUGGUGGUCUUAGUAGAAAUGUUGAAGGUAAUCGUAAUCGCCAUCUCGUUUAUGAGGAUUUCAACAGAAUUCUUGGGCUUCAGAGAGUUGAGUCCAACAUGUCUGAAGGUAUGAAUCCCUACUUAGCUGAAUCAAAUGUUUCAGACUCACCUCGGAAGAUGAUUCAUACUGCAACAUCAGAUGUUCCUUUUCCGGAUAUACUGAAGCUUCUUUGUAGCUUCGGGGGAAGGAUCUUACAGCGACCUGGUGACGGCAAACUUAGAUACAUUGGAGGGGAGACCCGGAUCGUCUCUAUACGUAAACAUGUUGGAUUAAAAGAGUUGAUGCACAAGACUUAUGCUUUGUGCAACCAUCCCCAUACAAUCAAGUAUCAGUUACCGGGAGAAGAUCUUGAUGCCUUGAUCUCGAUUUGCUCAGAUGAGGAUCUUCUUCAUAUGAUUGAAGAGUAUCAAGAAGCUGAAACAAAGGGUGGAUCUCAGAGGAUAAGGGUCUUCCUUGUAUCUUCAUCAGGAUCAUCAGAGAGUCCUAAAAUCUACAAUGAAAGAAAUAUGAACGUAAACCGAAACACGCACCAGCAGAUGGAUAUAGAUCAUUAUCAGUAUGUUUCAGCUCUUAACGGUGUCGUUGAUGUGAGUCCUCAAAAGAGUUCCAGCGGGCAAAGUGGGACAAGUCAGACUACACAAUUUGGGAAUGCUUCAGAGUUUAGCCCUACAUUUCAUCUCCGAGACUCGCCUACUUCUGUUCAUACAUGGGAACACAAAGACUGCAACAGUCCAACCUUCAUGAAACCAUAUGCCAACACGAAUGCUGUUCACUUUUUGCCGAAGAUUCCGGGGAACUCAUUUGGUCAACAAUCUCCUCCAUCAUCUCCUUUCUCAGUUCACAAGAGAGCAAACACCGACGUUCCUUACUUUGUUGAUCAAAAUGGUUUCUUUGAUACUUACUUGGUUUCUCCAAAAUUCCCACAGCAACACAGAUUCUUGUUUGAGACUACUGCACAAAUGCAGAAGCAUCCAGAAAUGAAUCUUCAUGACCGGAGGCCAAGCGAAGAUAUUUACCCCCAUGGUCAAGGUUAUAUCGGAGCCGAGAAAGUGAGGCUUAAGAAAAAUGCUCUCUCUGAUCCGCAGCUGCAUGAUGAGAGCCAAAUCAAGAAUGGGUUAGAAGCAUUUACAAAACAACCAUGGAAAAUAUUGAGAAAGAAACUACAUGUUGUGGCUACGUCAAAGUGGGGAGACAGUGAUGAUAUCUAUUUCAAGAAUCCAGAAGGCAAGAGGAGUAAGGAGCUCGAGUUCAACAAAAAAGUUCCUAAUAACUGGAUCGAUCGUGAUCAUAGUCCUGGUUCGUUUGAUCAGACAUCAAAGAAACAUGGUGGCAGUAACAGUAAUAGCUCUUUCAGUCCGAAUUAUUGUAGUCCGAAUUAUCAACCAGCUGCUCAGGUUACUUCAAGUGAUUCACAAGAUUCAGCUGGAGGCUCUGUCUUCUCUUUAUCAGUUAACACCAACGAAAAUCAUCUUGACUGUUCGAAAGACAAAUUUAAUGGUCUCCAGCAAGACAUAUCACUAGAUAUUCUCAUCAGAAGCCACACUUCAGCUACAGAUCAAUUAUGUAGUACAUCCAAAUCAAUUGAUCAAGCAGAUUCCUCUUUACCCAUUACAGAUUUCCCUGUGGAAAAACUGAGACAAGAGCCUAGGAUUCCGAGAUGUGAUUUGGAGACAAAAUGUGAUGAUAUAGAAACAGAGAAUUCUCUUUCAAGAGAAGAGAGUAUUCACUACAGUGGAUUUCCUCUUACGAAGGUGGGAAGUAGAGAAGCUGCUUUUAUGCAUACGCAAGACUCACAUGAUUUCUUCAAAAACAAGGUGCUUGGUCCACAGUUGAUAGUUGAGGAUGUGACUGACGAAGUAACUUCAGAUGCUCUCUUGUCAGCUACUAUUGUCCCUCAUGUACAUAGUGAGUCAGAUGAUGAUCAAAAAUCCUACACAAGGGAGAAUGAGAUUACAGAUGCUGGUCUUGAAUCUGCAAUGGAGGAAAAGUAUAAGAAAAGCAUAAACACCUCUGAUUCGUUUAGUGAAGCUGCGAUGAUUGAAAUUGAAGCUGGAAUCUAUGGCUUACAGAUAAUCAAAAACACUGAUCUUGAAGACUUGCACGAGCUAGGAUCUGGUACAUUUGGAACGGUUUACUAUGGGAAGUGGAGAGGAACUGAUGUUGCUAUCAAGAGGAUAAAGAAUAGUUGUUUCUCUGGUGGGUCAUCUGAGCAAGCACGACAGACUAAAGAUUUCUGGAGAGAAGCUCGGAUAUUGGCGAAUCUCCACCAUCCUAACGUGGUGGCCUUUUAUGGAGUUGUGCCAGAUGGACCUGGUGCAACAAUGGCAACAGUGACUGAGUAUAUGGUGAACGGAUCUUUGAGACAUGUCUUGCAGAGAAAAGACAGAGUACUUGAUAGGCGCAAAAAACUGAUGAUAACUCUUGAUGCUGCAUUUGGCAUGGAGUACCUACAUAUGAAAAAUAUUGUUCAUUUUGAUCUUAAAUGCGAUAACUUGCUUGUAAACUUGAGGGAUCCACAACGACCUAUUUGCAAGGUUGGAGAUUUCGGAUUAUCAAGAAUCAAACGAAACACGCUUGUCUCUGGUGGGGUAAGAGGAACCCUUCCAUGGAUGGCCCCAGAGCUGCUAAACGGAAGCAGUAACCGUGUCUCAGAAAAAGUAGAUGUUUUCUCAUUUGGUAUUGUGCUGUGGGAGAUCUUGACAGGCGAAGAACCCUACGCGAAUAUGCAUUGCGGUGCCAUCAUCGGUGGAAUUGUGAACAAUACGUUGAGACCACCUGUGCCAGAACGGUGUGAAGCAGAGUGGAGGAAGUUGAUGGAGCAAUGCUGGUCAUUCGAUCCAGGAGUACGACCAUCGUUCACGGAGAUUGUUGAUCGGCUUCGCUCGAUGACUGUUGCCUUACAAGCCAAGCGACGAACCUAAAUGCCCUCUCCAAUCAAACUUAAAGAAAAAAACCAAACGUAAGUUGUGAGAUACUAUACUGUACAUGAGUCUUCAUUUUUGGGUUGGUUUUAAAUUUAUAUUGGCUGAAAGAAAGUGACAACAAGAAGGGGAAAUAUAGAUUUGUGAGAGAUGUGCGGCGUUUGUAAAUUAGUAUUGGGGGAAUUUACCGGUUUUUGUAUACCAAGAAAGUUGGGGUUCUACUGUGUAAAAACAGAAUUGUCAUUUUUCUGUAAGGAAUAUGUUUCCUCCAUCUAAAGAAAUUAACUUCUUAUUACCGGUUUGGGUUUGAGAGUUGUUUAUUAAAAACAAAAACCACAACAUAAACGUUAGUAACUGACGUUUUUGGUUCAGAGGAAUAUGGAACCUUCACACCAAACUUUCAAAAUAAAAUUUCUCAAGCAUCUUAACUCCAAAAAAAAUCCAUCAUAAGGUUUGUUUAAACGAUUACACUGGAAAGCUAUAAUAAUCCAUAAAUGUCUGCGAAAAGCCACAAUAGAUGCAUAACAUAAUAAGUAAACUAAAGG
Molecule: messenger RNA, 4336 nt
Organism: Camelina sativa (false flax)
Lineage: Eukaryota; Viridiplantae; Streptophyta; Magnoliopsida; Brassicales; Brassicaceae
Source: RefSeq, a predicted model, not a curated record